UUCACCUGGUCUGAGCGAUUGCUCAGUCUAAGAUUCUGAGAGGAAUACCACCAAUGCAGGACGACCCAGGAUAUACCGCUGAAUAGAGCAUCAUAGUGUAUGUCAUGCUAUAAAGCAUCAUACUGUAUGUCAUGCUAUAUGGAUAUUUAGGAUUCUCAUAUUGGAGGAUUUCCGGUGCACCACAAUAGACAUUUAAAUGGUCAUCAGACGCUGUGAUUUCUGCGAGAACGACGAGAAAACUGUGUUGACGUGAAGGCCACAGCGCAAUGAUGAUUUUAAAGAUGGCCGCCAGCGGGACCAAACGACAAAGCGUCGCAAGACAGAAAACGUCAAAAAUCGACGGGAUGGGAUGAUAAUAGAGAUUCCGACGAAACAAAAAUCAAAAAAGGAUUUUCAAAUCAUUUUCUCUUUCUUAGAUUAUAGCAUUUUGGAUUAUUAUAUCGCAAUGUUAGCAGGAAAACUUGGAUUAAGCUGUGACAGCCUGUGAGUGUGUGUGUCGUUUUUCUCCGGUUUUAUCACAAACCGUGUGUUCUUUAGGAUAUAUUCAAAUUUGCGGAUACAUCUGUAGUGUUCCCGCUACAACCGCAACAAAGCACAAUCAUGUUUAAUGACCAGAAUGUGAUGACGGACGCCGAGAACCGGGUCAUACUAAACGUCGGCGGGAUACGUCACGAGACGUACAAGGCAACUCUCAAAAAGAUUCCCGCCACAAGACUGUCACGUCUGACGGAGGCUUUAGCCAAUUAUGACCCCGUUCUAAACGAGUACUUCUUUGACCGUCACCCCGGUGUAUUUGCUCAAAUUCUCAAUUAUUAUCGGACUGGGAAGUUACACUACCCUACCGAUGUAUGCGGUCCCCUGUUCGAGGAGGAACUGGAGUUCUGGGGCCUUGAUUCCAACCAAGUUGAGCCAUGUUGCUGGAUGACGUACACCACGCACAGAGACACCCAAGAGACACUGGCGAUACUGGACAGGUUAGACUUAGAUACGGACAAGCCUUCAGAUGAGGAUAUUAUGAAAAAGUUCGGCUUAGAGGAACAAUAUUUGUCAGGAGACCUCACAUGUUGGCAGAAAGUCAAACCGAAAAUAUGGGCCCUUUUUGACGAACCCUAUUCCUCAACUUGUGCAAAGGUUAUAGCCGUUGUGUCAGUAUUCUUCAUCGUGGUGUCCAUCUUAUCUUUCUGCCUCAAGACACAUCCGGACAUGCGCGUCCCUGUUAUCAGAAAUAUCACAGUAGAUAUAGGAGAUGGAAAUCAUUCUUGGACAUUUGACAAAAAGAAAACGGAACCCCAUCAAGCGUUCUUCUUCAUAGAGUGCGCCUGCAAUGCGUGGUUUACCUUCGAAAUUAUCAUCCGAUUCAUAGUAACGCCAAGUAAAGUUGAAUUCAUAAAGGCUCCAGUGAAUAUUAUAGACUUUGUUGCCACUUUAUCCUUCUAUUUAGAUUUCCUACUGACGAGCUUAAAAAAGGAGAACGACAUUUUAGAAUUUUUUAGCAUAAUUCGAAUCAUGCGACUGUUUAAAUUGACACGUCAUUCAGCAGGUCUAAAAAUAUUAAUCCACACAUUCAAAGCGAGUGCGCGGGAAUUAUCACUUCUCAUAUUUUUUCUUAUUCUCGGUAUAGUUGUAUUUGCCGCCUUAAUAUUCUACGCAGAGCGUACGCAGUAUAACCCGGAAAAUGAUUUCAAUAGUAUUCCAGUGGGGCUGUGGUGGGCGAUAGUGACGAUGACCACGGUGGGCUACGGAGAUAUGACGCCGAAAACCUACGUGGGGAUGUUCGUGGGGGCGCUCUGUGCAUUACUAGGAGUACUAACUAUUGCCUUACCCGUUCCUGUUAUUGUUUCGAACUUUGCAAUGUUCUACUCUCAUACUCAAGCAAGAUCGAAGCUUCCUAAAAAGAGACGACGAGUGUUACCUGUCGAGGCCGUCAGGCCUAAGAAUCCCCCAAUACGGAGUAACAUGGGCAACCCCGGACAGAAUCGUCGUAUGAACGCUAUUAAACAUAACCACCCAGGAGCUCUAGAUAGUAAACUCAAUCGAAUAGGCUUUAAACGUAAUAGCGCCCAAGGAGGGGCAAUACAGGAAAUGAUACCCUUCCGUAGUUUGGCCAGAGUAGAGAGAGGAAAUGGUGAGGAAACAAUUCCAAUGCUGAUGUUGAACCACUCUGAUAAAGAAGACUCCCUAUCCCGGAGUAGGCCACAAAGCAAUCUAGAUAAAUCCCCACCUCGUCUAGUGGAGAUAGGCCCUAAUGCAGAUGGGCAGACGACAAAUACUACACUUUCCUCCCUUAAUGCUGCUCCAACUAUUAGCCUAACCACUACAAAUGCCGUUUCAAAUCCACAAGCAGGUCUGAAUGGUAAAGACAGUUCCUCCGACACUGGAAGGAGGUCCAGUGCAGCCCACGGAUCUCCCACAGCAACUCGCAGACUGACGUCACCAAAGAUUUCCCCGACCGGUGGAAGGACAAACGCUCUGGUGGCGGUCAACACGUAACGAUUGGUGGACGUAGGACCACGUUACCAUGCAUGUCUUUUGAAUUUGAUGACAUUAAAAAGCUAAUUGCAGGGAACGUUAUGUCAAAAUCGUGGUAAAUUGUGAUAUUUCGGGAAAAUUCGAAGAGGAUUAUUUCAGAGAUUGUAAAUUAUAAGCUGGUGAUGGGAUGAGUAGUUCGCGUUCAAUAUGGUCGUUGCAAUACGCCCGCUGGUGGCCGUGUGUGAAAUCAUGCGGAAUUUCCACCAGAGGAAGAGAGUGUCCCAGCGUAUAAUUGACAGAUGUGAACAGCACAAAGGUCAGGGUUCAAGAACAGUGGAGGGGCCAAAAUACUCAACUGAAAUCAUUUUAUGCAUUUAGAAAUUUGAUGAACAAACUCCAGGUGAAUGGGGUAUUAGAAAGUGACGUCAACAGCGCAUGGGCAAUGCCUCUGCUUCUUCGGUGGUGUCGAUAACAUCAGCCCAUAUUCUUGUGGGGAUAGGAAUUUUUCACCCGUCUUUCAACCAUGAUAUUCAUGAUCACAAAUGAGUGUGAUAUUUAACAAAAAGCUGACUAUACAUGUAAGUGUAAAAAUCCCUCGAGAUCUCGGUCCUGUUCUCGUCUCUGCGAGAACAAACGUGACGUCACAGUAUUUUUUCCUGAUGAAAUCAUGUUGUUAAAACAGGGUCUUAAACUUUGAACGAGGAAAAAAAGUGCGCAUUGUUUGCACAAAUCCUGCUCUAUUAUAACUGGUCAUCUGCGCAAUUAGGAAGCAUUGCUCGUUAAAAUCUGAGUCUCGCUCUUUAUGGGGAAGCCUUUCCUUUAUGUCUCAAGUCUCAAAUAGUAAAUUUAAACGGGUACUUAGAAACCACAACGCAUGCGCGAGGAAAUUGACCUGACGAUGUGCGGUUGAAAUUCAAAACCGGACGUGACGCAAUGUGUGUGGAUAACACAUGCGCACGAGUUCUUUAUACCUCCGGAGAGCUGACUAAAAAUGUAAAUAGACUUUGUUAUCUUUUCUUAUCAGGAUUUGGGUUAUAAUGUGCGCAUGCGUGCGUCGCACUAUACCCCGGUGUACAUGUCUAUUGUUAAAGAGUACUAAGUAUAUGAAUACGAUUUUGUAACAUUCAGCUCCAUCUGUACAGCGCAACGACUGCACUUCUGUUUACAGUUACGUUUAACUUAUUUUUCACACAACCAUUUGAACAUAGUCUCAUUCUCUUCACUGCCCAUUCAUUCAAACGAAUUUUACUGUUUUCCUUUUUCUUUUUUGCGGUGCAUUCUUGUACCGGAUGAUCUUAGUGUUACUAUGACAACUAUAUAAACAGUUUUAGGCAUCACCACGUUUACUCACAUGAACCACAUCGCUCAGUGUCAUUUUAGUAAUAUCAACAAUAAUUGAUAUCAAAUACAUGUACCGUAUGACCAAUGGAACUAAACGUAUGUUUUUUGCUAAUUUGGGGAAAAGAAAAUAUGAUAAGUCCAGACACAUCUUGUCGACAAUCUUUUAUAGUAGUAAAAUAUUCUGACCUUGACCUUGGUCUUGAAGGUCAUGUUACUGGUUCGAAUGUCAUCACAACCAUUUUAAAACUCCAAGGUUGCUGUUCUUUCAUUCUUCACGUACACAAUAGGUCAUGACGAAACUCGCACUUCAGUAAAAUUCAGUUUCAUGGAUGAAUGGAACGUGUUGCUAUAAACCAAAAAAUAUCAGCGAAAAAAUGUUGUUACAUUAUCCAACGUUGCGAAAUCAGUUACCCAUACUGUCACACCGAGCAUGCGUUAUUGUGAAUUCUGGACAGGAGAGCCACUUCCGGUAGACGCGUUGUCUCACGAAUGUCACAAUAUCUUUGUUGAUAUCUUGAAAAUGUUUAACAUAAUGUAAAUAACUCGUCCUUGGUUGGUUGCCCACCAGCAAUUUUUUAGCUUACAAAUACAAGCCCUCGUGUAACAUCAAGGAUACGAAAUAAGAAUUGGAAUAAAUUAGAAAAGGGGAAUAAGCUAAAACGGCAUAUUUAUCAAAAAAUGUUACCCAGCCUUUCUUUUUCAAUCGGUCUUUUUUUGGACGGGGAGUUGAAAACAAUGCAGAAUCACGCUGCAAAUUCAGAGGAAUUCUCAAAAGAUAUUUAGGGUAUUUGUAAUCUAAAGAAUUAAAGAUGGCGGCCAGAGUGUUACACAAAAUGUGAUCUGAACAUGCGCACUUGCUGUGAUAUUCUGCUUCUAAAUAUAGAAUCGGCGCUAAGGCAUAAAGUGUGUCAGGCCUCGCCAUGGAAACAGAGGGUGUCGCCAUGGUUACCGUUUCAGCUACAUUCGGAAUUCCUCGUCACUUCCGGUUAUUGGCGAGGUUUUCCAGAUAGUUUCCUCGGAAACGCUUAAGUUCACAUCACGUCCAUUUCAUGUUCAACAUGUUUCUCAGCGUUUAAUAAACGACAGCUGUCGUGCAGAAAUUCAGAACACCAGCUUGAUUUAAGCACUGUCACUCACAAGAAUCAAAGUAUAAUUGCAAAAUUUUCGAUGUCAUUCUCACUGUACUUAGCUCCCUCUUACGGCGUUACGCGAUCAUAAUUCACUUCCGGGUGUAAAUAGUUCCCCUCGCGAUUCUCAAACGGGCAUUUAAAGACGUAGCUGCUAUUUGUUCAAUGUAGAUUAAAUUUGAGUUUCAAUUUACUGCCGGUAGGUGGACAUGACACGUGACGCAGGUCCAGGGUGAUGGUUGCUUUCUUAUUGGUCUAGAUACUGGCGUUGCAUUAUCAAGUGUCUUAUGCCACAUCAUAUGCAAAAGUGAUUGGUCAUAUUUAUGUAAUUCUGUUCAGUCAAGUUGUCAAAUUAUCCGAAAUCGUUACAACGAACCCAUCGCAUCGUUUAACCAAUCAAAUUGCGGAGUUCGUUUCAUCAAACUUAAACCUAACUAGUUGUAGUGAGUGGUAGUUUCUAGAAUUAGCGUCUGACCUAUGUGACUUCAACUUCUUAAUACAUUAAUGUACAAUGUAUACAUAAUACAUGCAAAAAAUGAGACCCCGAAAUUUGAGCAAGGGAUAGGUAUGGCAUGUGGUCACAAUAAAGAUUAUACCACGGGACAGAAAUUUAAGAAAAAAAACCUUUUCGUCGAUUUGUCGCUAUCAGAAGGAGCAUAGGUCAGACCCGUGACACGUGACAUUCUUAUGCACUUCGCGUGAUUUAUUUCAGUUUGGGUACAGUUUCGUUUUAGGAACUCCAAAGAGAACUCGUCUUUUCCAUGGUUACGAGACGGGGAUCAGAGAGAGACUACAGCCGCCGAUUCACAUUAUAGAACUGGUCACAUGACAUCAGCAUUAUUUCAUCAUGGUGGUUUUUUCGGCUCUCUUUCUUGCUAUUUUCAUCUACGCAUGUGCAUUCUUCUGUUACUUUUCUGUGUUGACAUCAAAACUGUUCAUCAGUGUAAGUGUGACUGAAGCCACAACUUCCGACAUUCUAUUUCUGUUCUUUGCUGCUGCCAGCGUUUUAAAUAAUGACCCCUUUCUACAUUGUAUUCAAGGCACCAUAUUUUCACGUUACAACGCGAUUACUGCGCAUGUGCGCUCCUUGCAUCUGUAGAAUCUCACACUAUAUGAAUACGUCGGUUUGAAAACGGAAAUAAAGCUUCGUUCGCGUUGAAAGCGCAAAAAAUAAGACGAAUCAAAUUUUUACCUUCUGACUGUGGAUAUUUCAUAAAUCUGUAGCUUUAUUGUCACAUGUUCUUCAGUCAUGUAGGUGCUCACCCUAAAUCGAUCAAAACAACGUUUUAUCAUGACCUUGAGCCGAUCUUGCAUCGCUCAAAUCUGACGCCGCGAAGGAAUUAGAGGAGAGGUCUGUUUUUUCUUCCGGGGCGCGUGAACAAGGUUGGCGGUCAUUUCCAGGGGCCAUUUUGAAAAUGUAAAUUUCAUCAUCAUUCUUCCUGCUACUUUUUAUCAGGAUAUCAUGCCUUUUCACUAUGUAUUUCAUCACGCGUGAGGGUCUUUUCAUUGUACCGGCGAAGGCCCGAGUGUACUUAAAUUUGAGAAUGACUGCCCGCUCUACUGAGAGGUCCGAAGCCAGCGCAGAUUUCACAAAACCUGACGACGACAGCAACAUCGUGUGCUGCGAAAGUGCGGACUCCGACGUAUUGUAUUUGGUCAAUGAAUAUUCGAAUGAAUGUGGAUAAUGAUUAUGAGAAUAUUUCUGAUACUUAGACUCGCGUGUGUCUAUUAUAUUCAUCCAUCGGUUAUAGACCAUGGAUGGUCGUUUUUCAAAGUCUGAUUGUUGUCUCGCGUGCGCGUGAAAAUACGAGAAUGCUCGAAUAAAUGUAUUUAUUGAAUAAUUGAGAUGUGUAAUUUAUCAAGUUAUCAUGAAUAUUCAUGACUUAUAUUGAUAAUCAUGUAAAUAAUGUUGUACAGCUAUUCUAUGUUCAAUCAUCUGUGAUCGGGGCCUUUUAAAAUGACACAUUGUAACUUGGUCCAGACGGAUCUCGCGCUUGGCUCCUUGGGAUUAAAUACCGCAUGGCUGCAGCAAUAAUUUGCAUACCUGAUCACGUGACCAAGCAGGCACGUCUGCCUGGUAAAAAAACCGACUUCAACUCCUUCACGGCGACAUCCAUGCACACCUCCACGUUUGUUCCAAUGAUGUAUAAAUCGUGUAAAUAGCCGAAAAAUUUUUGAGAAAAACUAAUAUUUUAGCAUAUUUAUCCCUGGAGUAUGGCGGGCGGGCGUGAACGCGUCAAUUUAUAUUUAUGCGAAUAAUAUUUCAGCAUGACGGGAGAUAUUGCAAAUCCCAUGACAUUCGAAAAACUCGGACAGUAUUUGUCUGAGUGAUCAUGAAUCCUUAGUUAAAGAGGGGGGCUCUCGCAAAAUAAUACUUUUUGUUUUUAAACGUUUUACGAUCGUGAUCUUCUUCAAGUGCCUUUCAAUUGUAGCUUUUUUCUUCAUGUCAAAAAACUUAAAUUUUUGUCGAAUUAGUAGUCUUAUUCGAAAACGAUGAUCAAUUCUCUGAUCAGGAGAGUACUAGCGACCAUUUUCUUUAUAGCGCGGACACAGUGCGUCGUCCUUGGCCAGAAUGAGGCUGGGAUGUGUAACAUUGCUGGGACAUACACAGACCGCAUUUCAAAUUCAAAUUCAACUUUUGGAUUUUAUUAUCGCCAUGGCAAGCGGCACGUGAUCGUCCACAAUUUCAAAUUCAAAUUCAGUCUGUUUUAACACGAUCACUCCGAUAUCAUAACGACCAGUGUCCAGUGUGUCCAUUUCCGGUUGUGCCCACUCCAGCGCCACCUUUAUUGUGAAAUCUAAUUUGUUUUUAGACGCCACCUCGCCACACUCUUGGGGUACAGCAAUGUCGUGUGAAUUUUCAACUCUGUAGAGACUUGGUUUAUGCUUGAUAUAGGGCAUUAUGCGCCUAAGGUAAAACGCUAACACUUGGCGGUCGGUUUAUGACGUCACUGGUGACGUCAUAUCUUAACUAUCCGAAGCUUUUGAAAAACGUAAAAAGGUAAAUACUAUAUAGAAUGACAUGCAAGUGAAUAUGUUCUGAUAAAACAUGUGAUCGAUCUCUGGAAAUGUCACUAUAUAUAACUGCUGGUUUAAAUGGCAACCGGUGACGUCACAGGCAGAUCACCUUUCUCAAAUAGAUGCAGAUCCACUGUCAAGUAAACAAAAAGGUUGUGAAGUGUAUAAAAAGCGAAUCAAAGAGAGUAAACCGACGGAACGAACCGCAAUCAAGUUACUGCAAGUCAUUUAGCAGUGGACUAGUUCUCCGUCCUACCGUUGGAAGCGCUGAUAUUGGUACGGCGUCGCCAAGCGGUGAACAAAAGAACCAGUCCGAUUUAGCUGUAGGUUAGUUUGAAGUCCUACCGUUAAUGGCGCUGAUAUUGGUACAGCCUCAUCGCGCGGUGAACUAAAGAACUAGCUCAUAUAGCCGUAGAUUAGUUCCGAGUCCUACCAUUGGUGUCGCUGAUAUUGCUACAGCGGCGCCUAGUGGUUAACAAAGGAACUGAUCUUAAUUAGCAGCCUUUAUACGUAUAACUGUAUACUUUAUAUACUUUUUUCUGGACUUGUUUAGAUCGACCAUUUUAGACCAAACUAUUUCACUUAAUUUAAAUGUGAGUGUAUUGAGGAGGUCUCUAUUUUUCAUCAAUGUGUAAUUUGGAUCUCCAUGUCAAGACUCUAUAGACGCCAAUAAACAUUGGUAUUACCAAAACGACA
This is a messenger RNA of Lineus longissimus, 8651 nucleotides long. RefSeq names its product potassium voltage-gated channel protein Shaw-like. Gene Ontology annotation, cellular component: presynaptic membrane; postsynaptic membrane; voltage-gated potassium channel complex. The record is from RefSeq and is a predicted model, not a curated record. Lineage: Eukaryota; Metazoa; Nemertea; Pilidiophora; Heteronemertea; Lineidae. The coding region runs from base 601 to 2490 and encodes 629 amino acids. The transcript has 9 exons. Gene Ontology annotation, biological process: protein homooligomerization; potassium ion transmembrane transport. Gene Ontology annotation, molecular function: delayed rectifier potassium channel activity; protein binding.